GGUAAUGUAAUGUUGUCUUCUCUUUCCCACAGCUACGUCCACUAGAGUUCCUACGAUGACCAGUGACCCAGAGACAUCUACUACCAGCCAGUUCAGUUCACCUCUAUCUGAUGUACCUAUUACUGGUGUUACUACUGAUGGCUCAACCUUUCCAGAGGCUGAGUACAGUACAAGCUCUCUCACCUUUGUAUCUGCUAGUGAACUCACUACUGACACCAAAACCUUGGAAACCACCAGAGGAUAUGGUACAGAAUCCACUGUGUUUGUAGAAAGUAAUGAGGUCACUACUGAUGCCAACACGUCCAAUGCAGUUAGUGGAUAUACUACGGAUGCUGUUACAUCUGAUAGUACUAGUACAUACAUAACUUUUCCUACUACAACAGGUCAGACUGUUGAAAUAUCCACAGACUUCAAAACAUCUAAUGAAGCUACAGCUGAUUCCAUUACAUCUAGAAUUACAACUGAAGACACGACUCUCUACACUGCAACAGAAAUGUCUCCCGAACAAUCCACAGAAUCCACCACUAGAAUUUUUUUUACAAGCCCUACUGACUCCAUUAUCUCUGACACCACCAACAAAUAUACCAUUUACUCAACCACAACUGAAACAACUACAGGCUCCAUUACCUCUCAAGACAUGACAGAAUCUACAAUCAACAAUACGCAUAACAUUGUCUCUGAAACCACCAGAAUAUUUGCUACUGACACCAUCAUUACUGAAAUUACUGCAGACUCCAUUACAUCUGAAACAACUAGAGAAUCUACUACUGACCUUGCUGAAGUUCCUACUGAUUCCACUAUAACCAAAACCACCAUAGACUAUACCAACAGUCACACUGAAAGCAAGACCAUGUCAGUUGCAUCUGAAAUCACUAGUCAAUCAGUCACUGACCCCAAUACAACUGAAACACCUACAGAAAUAAUCUUGGACUCCACUACCCAUCAGACUACCAGAAAAUAUGAAACUGACUGGAGUACAGAAAAAACUACAAUUGACCCCAUUACAUCUAAAGCUAACACGGUCCCUACAACUGACUUAGUUACAACUGACAUAUCUACAGAAAGUGAUCUCACAACGACUGAUUCUAAUAUAAAGCAUACUACCGCCCCCACUAUUUUGGAUUCUAGUUCUGAAUACUCAACUGCUUCCAUUACAUUGCAAACUACUGGAGAAUAUACUAACUAUAAUUCCAUUUCAACUGGCAUUUCUAGCCAGUAUACAGAAACACUACAAACUACAUCCAAAAGUUCCACUUUUUCCAGCAUAUCUGAAACAUCUUCAGAAUAUUCCACAAUUUCGAAUACAAAGGAAACUACUACUGAAAACAUUAAUGACUACAAUACUUCUACUGGUACUAAAGAACCAUUAACACAGAAGACAACAAGUUCAGACAUGAGCACCUACACCACAUCUUCUUUUACUACUGGGUCUAUUACAUCUGAUAAUGUUAAAGAACCAUCAACACAGAAGCCAAGUCCUGACAUGAACAGUUAUAGCACAUCUUCUGUAACUACUGGGUCAAUUACAUCAGCAAAUACUAAAGAACCUUCAACACAGAAGCCAAGUCCAGACAUUGGCACCAACACCACAUCUUCAUUUACUACUGGGUCUAUUACAUCUGAUAAUAGUCAAGAACCAUCAACACAGAAGCCAAGUCCAGAUAUGACCAGCUACCCCACGUCUUCCAUUAUUCCUGGGUCCAUCACAUCUGAAGCUACUACAGAACAUACUACUAAAGUAUAUCUUACUGACUCCAUUACUGAGCUGUCAACACAGAAGGCAACAAGUUCAGACAUGAACAUUUACAUCACGUCUUCUGUAACUACUGGGUCCAUUACGUCAGAAAAUACUAAAGAACCGUCAACACAGAAACCAAGUCCAGACGUGGGCACCUACACCACAUCUUCAUUUACUGCUGGGUCUGUUACAUCUGAUAAUAUUAAAGAACCAUCAACACAGAAGCCAAGUCCAGAUAUGAUUAGCUACACCUCCUCUUCCAUUAUUACUGGAUCCAUUACAUCUGAAGCUACUACAGAACAUACUAUGACAGUAUAUACAACUAACCCCACAACUAAACUGUCAACACAGAAGACAAUAAGCCCAGACAUAAACAGCUUCACUACUUCUGUUAGUCCUUCCUUCAUUACAUCUCAAGUUACUAAAGAUUUUACUAGUAGAGUAUAUCCUACUGACUCUACCACUGAACUAUCAACACAGAAGACAAGUCCACAUGUAAGCAGCUACACUACUUCUUCCAUAACUGCUGGGUCUGAAGUUACUACAGAGCAUACUAGCAGAUUAUAUUCUACUGACUCAACCCCAAAACGACCCACAGAAAAGUCAACAAGUACAUACCCAAGCAGCUAUACUACAGCUUUCAAUACAGUUGGGUCUAUUACAUCUGAAGCUACUACUGUGCAUACUAGUAUAUUAUUUUCUACCAAAUCCACCAAUAUACCAUCUACACAGAAGCCAACAAGUGUACACACAAGCAAUGCUACAUCUUCCACAACCAAUUCAGGCAAAUCCUGUAAGAACGGUGGUUAUUUCAAUGGCCUAAACUGUGUGUGUAACCCCGUCUUCUUCGGCACUGUAUGUGAAUUUAUUGUGAAUGAAGUAAAGACAGAUAAAGUCCUCAUUAAAGUGGUGGUGACAGUCUACGUUGUGAAUGAAGAGUUUACAGAGGAUCUAAAAAACAAGGAGAGCAGCGUAUAUAAAAGCUUCGUAACCAGAUUCACAGACCAGAUGAAUGAUUUAUAUAAAGCCAAGGUCCUCAAUUUUCAGGAAGUCAGCAUAUCCUCUAUUAGUAAGGGAAGUAUACGUGUUGAUCAUGAGGUAUACCUGACGGUGGAUUCCCAGCAAAUAGAGGAGCAAUACAAACAGGCUGUGAACACAGUUAAUCAAUCUCUGAAGGGUGUAAACUGUACAUCAGACAUAUUAACAGAAGGUAUUUUGUGCUUCAAUUCAAGCAGAACAACAGUCAACAGUCAAGACAUUGAUGUAUCAGGCCUGUGUUCAACAGUGGAUACAAUUCCUGAGGAGUUCCAUCAGUAUUUUUAUGGUGUUAUAUCCCCCAGCGUUGGAUUCCAGUGUGUGACCAACUGUAGUAAUACUAACCAACAAUUCAUAGACUGUAACAUGGGGCAAUGCCUGGUGAACAACAAAGGACCCAAGUGCUAUUGUGAGACGUCAAGCCAGUUCUGGUAUACAGGAGACCAGUGCCAGAUGGCUGUCAGUAAAGCCGGUGUCAUUGGUGGGGUGGUUGCUGGUCUUGUUGUGAUUCUUAUCGUUAUCGUGAUCCUGGCUGUAUGUUUGCGACGAAGAAGACAUGCUUCUGACAAGUUACGGUUGACAGAUCCAGAGGGAGAAUGGCAUCAAAGAGAGAAUGAAAAUAAGCAUUCUUUACCUACGUACUACAACGAUGAAAAAACUGCUCCUAGCAAAUAUAUUUUGGAGAGGCCGGAUGAAAACGACAUGGCAGCUAUUGUCCUUACCUCGGAUGGACCUGGGUCAGAAUCUCAAAGUUCUGGGUCAGGAAGCUUUUAUCCUUCGUUGGAUGGUGUAAACCCAUAUUUAAAGAUGGUUACUCCAAGACCCCAACUGAAUAACUAGCCAAUACCUCGAGCAUUUCAUCCCCUGACAUCAUUGCUUUGGUAUCAAAAUAUCCUGAAUAUUGGAAGGAGAGUUUUCAUUUAAGAAAUAAAAAAAACAGCAACAUUCCUUUAUGUACUAAUCCAAUAUUCAGCGCAUAUCAAAAAUAUGACCUGUUUAGUUACUUUUUUUCUUACCUAAAGUAUAUCUAAAGUUAAUGGGGUUGUAAAGGUUCGAUUUUUAUUUUCUA
This is a messenger RNA of Rana temporaria (common frog), 3842 nucleotides long. Its product is annotated as mucin-3A-like. The record is from RefSeq and is a predicted model, not a curated record. The transcript has 10 exons. Bases 56 to 3613 code for a protein of 1185 amino acids. NCBI's taxonomy places the organism in Eukaryota, Metazoa, Chordata, Amphibia, Anura, Ranidae. Gene Ontology annotation, biological process: nervous system development.